GCACACAGAGACAGUGAGGCUCAGACGGGUGCAGGCAGCGAGCAGAAUCACAGAUUAACAAUGGCAUGUUCUUCAUCCAGCCAGGUUUCAUGUCAAGAAAGUAACAUGGAACAACCUGAACAAUCUGAAGUGUUUGAAUAUGUGGAGAUUCAACCACAAGAGGAAACAGAAGACCUCCUGAAGGAACUGAAGGACCUGGAGCCUGAUGAAGACUUGCACAAGAAUCUACAACAAGUGGCAGAUGACUAUCAACAAAACAACAUACCUGCCACUAACCUGAAUGAGCUAAUAAAAGCCCUAAGCACCACUCUGAGACAAAAAAAAUCCUCACAACCUCAACAAAAAGAUAAUUCCUGGCGGUUGCCUGGUCAUUGGUUGUCUGGACAAAAAAAAGCCAAAGUCUAUGUUGAAGUAGCUGCUAAAACAUUUGGUGCUGAUGAAGAGAUCCUGAAGAAGAUCAGUGUAGAAAAGUGUUCAGAUCCAGCAGACUGUGAUGUGGUGCUGCUCUUCUGUCCCGUCACUACCCGUGUCGGAUCAGACGUGGAUGAUGCCAUGAGGAAUAUCUCAGGGAGAGCAAAUGGGAAAAAGGUGGUUUUAGUGGUGAUGCAUCAUUCAAGAGAAGACAUUUCUCUCUCCCAAUGCCAGCAGCACCCUGAACAUCAGAACAUCAUUAAAUAUGUUGAUGUUGUCUACCAUCAAACCAAGAAAGGGUUAAUAAAAUGUGCAAGAAAUGAUAAAGCCACAAACGAUUUAAAAGAAUUCUGCCAGAAUUUAGCAACAUAAAAUGAAUUCAUGUGGACAACCUAAUGAUUAUAUAUAGACAUUUUGUUAUAGCAGGAGUAUUAGGCAAAAUGAACUUUUUGGAGCUUAGAGUUUUGACACGUUAUAAUGUUGUUCCCUCAUCAAAAACAUGCCUGAAGAGGUUUGAAACGUCAUCCAUGCAUGUCCAAUCUAGGGAUCUCUCCCGAGCACCAUGAACUCUCAGUAUUUCAUAAAAAUACAAUGAUGCAAUGUGCAGUUAUGUGCAAUUAAACUUACAGCAUUUUCAAAAUAAUAAAAGUUAACACUGAGAUCUGA
Molecule: messenger RNA, 1077 nt
Organism: Boleophthalmus pectinirostris (great blue-spotted mudskipper)
Lineage: Eukaryota; Metazoa; Chordata; Actinopteri; Gobiiformes; Gobiidae
Exons: 6
Coding region: 61-783 (240 amino acids)
Source: RefSeq, a predicted model, not a curated record